This is a messenger RNA of Seriola dumerili (greater amberjack), 1751 nucleotides long. It is a transcript of the gene svopa, whose product is annotated as SV2 related protein. The transcript has 16 exons. Gene Ontology annotation, cellular component: membrane. NCBI's taxonomy places the organism in Eukaryota, Metazoa, Chordata, Actinopteri, Carangiformes, Carangidae. The coding region runs from base 93 to 1739 and encodes 548 amino acids. The record is from RefSeq and is a predicted model, not a curated record. Gene Ontology annotation, molecular function: transmembrane transporter activity. Gene Ontology annotation, biological process: transmembrane transport.
CAGGUCGCUCUCCUCGGUGCUGAAAUCGCUGCUCGUCGUGAUAAUGUGAACGGCGAUGAGGCCAAACGGAGCGUCGGCCAAUAGACACCAAAAUGGACGAUGAUCUGUUCCAACUGAGACAGCUGCCUGUUGUCCGCUUCCGUCGCACAGGUGAGAGCACACGCUCUGAGGAUGAUGGUGAGAAUAGAGAACAGGUUGUCAGGAUUGCAGAGCAGACUGAUCUGGAGUCUGAGGCACUUGCAGAAGGAGCUCCAGUACCUCGAGAGUUUGCCAAUCCAACUGAUGACACAUUCAUGGUAGAAGAUGCUGUGGAGGCCAUAGGCUUUGGGACAUUUCAGUGGAAACUCUCCAUCCUCACUGGUCUGUCCUGGAUGGCUGAUGCCAUGGAGAUGAUGAUCCUCAGCAUCUUAGCCCCACAGCUCCACUGUGAAUGGAGACUGCCCAGCCUCGAGGUGGCACUGCUUACAUCGGCCGUGUUUAUUGGGAUGAUGAUCAGCUCGUCUCUUUGGGGAAACAUAUCUGACAAAUAUGGCAGAAAGACAGGUCUGAAGAUGAGUGUGUUGUGGACUAUGUUCUACGGUGUGAUGAGUGCAUUUGCGCCAAUUUAUGGGUGGAUCCUUGUCCUCCGUGCGCUGGUGGGCUUUGGCAUUGGAGGAGCCCCACAGUCGGUGACACUGUACGCUGAAUUUCUGCCUAUGAAGUCUAGAGCCACAUGCAUCUUGCUGAUUGAGAUAUUUUGGGCACUGGGCACUGUGUUUGAGGUCCUCUUAGCGAUCCUGGUGAUGCCCACUCUGGGCUGGCGCUGGCUGCUUGGCCUUUCUACCAUUCCUCUCUUCAUAUUUGCCAUCCUGUGUUUCUGGCUACCAGAGAGCGCUCGAUAUGACGUGCUGACAGGGAACCAGGAAAAAGCUCUGGCCACGCUGAAGCGCAUUGCCACAGAGAACGGAGCACCCAUGCCACUGGGAAAACUAAUUGCUGCCAGACAGGAGGAUCGUGGGAAGAUUCGUGACUUAUUUUCAUCCCACUUUCGCUGGACAACAGUUCUGCUGUGGUUUAUUUGGUUUGCAAAUGCUUUCUCCUACUAUGGACUGGUGCUCCUGACCACGGAGCUGUUUCAGGAGGGAGGCGCAUGUGGAGUGUCCAAAGGAAAUAAGAUGGAGCUCCGAUGCAGCUUGGAGUGUAAAUAUCUGAACUCUGACGACUACAAAGACCUACUGUGGACGACGUUAUCUGAAUUCCCAGGGCUGCUGGUGACACUGUGGGCUAUUGAUCGACUGGGAAGGAGGAAGACCAUGGCGUUGUGUUUCCUCGUCUUCUCUCUGUGCAUCAUUCCACUCUAUGGUUGUGUUGGGAGAGCGUCCAUGACAGUGUUAAUAUUCAUUGCCAGAGCCUUUAUUGCAGGAGGGUUCCAGGCUGCCUAUGUGUACACUCCCGAGGUGUACCCAACAGCGACCAGGGCUUUAGGUCUGGGAACAAGCAGUGGGAUGGCCAGAGUUGGUGCCCUCAUUACCCCUUUUGUUGCACAGGUGAUGUUGGAGUCCUCUGUUUACCUGGCUCUCUCGGUCUACUGCUGCUGCUGCCUCCUAGCUGCCGUCGCCUCCUGUGCACUGCCGAUUGAGACAACAGGUCGGGGCCUGCAGGAGUCCAGCCACCGUGAGUGGGGCCAGGAGAUGAUGGGCCGAGCCUCCUCCCACAGCUCAGGAGGACUCCCUAAUUCCAGCUCCGGCUCCCAGGGCUGAGGACUCGCCGGC